This is a messenger RNA of Fusarium sp. VM40, 789 nucleotides long. The record is from the annotation of a GenBank genome assembly. NCBI's taxonomy places the organism in Eukaryota, Fungi, Ascomycota, Sordariomycetes, Hypocreales, Nectriaceae.
AUGACAACCUCCCCGAGCAUUAUCUCUGCAGACAAGGUCAGUCUUGAGGAGUUUGAGAGACUACUCAAGCAGUAUCCAUACCUUGUCAAGAGGGUUUCGGAUGAAAAGAGCGCUAAGAACGGUCAGAGAACGUUGGAAGACCUCGAUAACUACCGGUACAACGAUGCGCUAGACAUUUUCGACUCCAACAGGAGAGUCCGCCCCAUGACCCUUGAAGACAUCAAGACCCUUGUUGAGUGGAAGUUACGCCACGGGAAGUUCAGGCCAACACUCAUGAAACUAGUCUCGUCAAAUGCUCCGGUCGAUGCUGAAGAUAUCGUCAAGCAAGCAUUGGAAACAUAUAGCAAAGAUGCCAAUGUCGAAGCGACCCUAGGCAUAUUGACCAAGCUCCGAGGCAUUGGCCCUGCCACCGGGUCUUUACUCCUAGCCGUUCACGACGCAAGUCGGGUUAUCUUCUUUGCCGACGAGGCUUUCUGGUGGCUAUGCUGUGAGGGGAAGCAAAGCCCUAUCAAGUACAAUGCCAAGGAGUACCGUGAGCUAUGCUCGAAAGUCGAUGCUCUACGGAGUAGACUUGGUGUGGGAGCAAGUGAUGUGGAGAGAGUUGCAUAUGUUUUGAUGAAGAAGACAGCCCAACCAGAGUCUCAUGAUGCAAUGUCACUGAAGGAAACAAAACAAAACACACCUUCGAUAACGGAGAAGAAAAGGAAAACCGGCCCAAAGCCCGCAAAGGUUGAAAAUGCAACCGAUGAUCAGCCUUCGCUUCGUCGAUCAAAGCGAGUGAAGUCGUAG